CUUUAUUGCACGGUUUAUCUCGAUAGGGAGAAAAACGCUGGGUCGUACGCGCGAGCUCGUCGCCGUCUCCUCUCCGAUUGGCUGCGUCAGGUUCUCUCCAGAAGCCAGUGGUUGGCUGAGGCGUCUGUGAUUGGCUCAGAGAACAGUCCCCUCGCUCGGGCCACCGGCGAUUGGCCCGCGCGCUCUUUGUUUGCGAGGCAGCCGAAGGAGUCUGGCCCACAUUUGAAUGUACUGGGAGUCGGGAAGGGAGACCGUUUCCAUGGGCCAUCUGUUCCGCACACUGGAGCGCUAACAAAGGAUCCCCAGGAUGGUGUUAGUGCAUGUCGGAUAUCUGGUUCUUCCUGUGUUUGGCUCUGUGAGAAAUAGAGGGGCUCAUUUCAACAGGCAUCAGCACAGCCAUGCUACCUCCUGCCGGCAUUUCCACCUGGGCCCCCAAGCCCAGAUGCCCACCGACUUCCCGGUACCCCAUCCAGGCCAGUCGCAACCGGGCAUGACGCCCCAUCUGCCCCCCGCACACCAGCAUGCCACGCAGCUCCAUCAGCCCCUUGCACCCCUGCCAGCCCCGCAGUUCCAGGACGUUCCAGGACCCCCUUUCCUACCUCAAGCCUUACACCAGCAAUACCUCAUCCAGCAGCAGCUCCUGGAGGCGCAGCACCGUCGGAUCCUCCCCCACUCCAGACGAACACAGGAGCGAGUCCCCAUUCACCCGCACCGCCUGCGCUCUGGCUACGACUACGCCCCAUCGCUGCACGUCCCUCAGCCAAUGGCUCAGCAGCCUCGCUACCUAGCGGAAGGCACAGACUGGGAUCUAAGUGUGGAUGCAGGUCUGUCUCACCAUCAGUAUCAAGUCCAGCAACUCCCGCAGCACUAUCAGCAUUACCUGGCUUCUCCCAGGAUGCACCACUUCCCGCGGAACAACUCAUCAGCACAAGUGGUCGUCCACGAGAUCCGAAACUACCCAUAUCCCCAGUUACACCUUCUCGCUCUGCAAGGCCUGAACCCCUCACGGCACGCGUCUGCAGUGCGGGAGAGCUACGAGGAAUUGUUACAGCUGGAGGACAGGCUAGGAAGCGUGAACCGUGGAGCCGUGCAGACCACCAUCGAGAGGUUUACGUUCCCUCACAAGUACAAGAAGGAGAUUACCCUGCAUGCACCUCUUCCAUCAGGCGUGUGUGGACCAGUGGCUGGCCACCAGCAGGAAGUGCCCCAUCUGUCGGGUGGACAUCGAGACCCAGCUGACGCCCGACAGCUGAUGUUUCACCUCCUCCUUCCAGCACCCGCUACCGUCCCGACAGAGGGCCUGGUCCCACCGCGCCUCUCCCUCCCCCUCCCCCUCCCCCUCCGCACCCCCGUCCUCGGGCGCUUUGCCAAAUGUUUCCGGUCUUCGCCACUUCUGACCCUGCCUUCUGAGCCAGCUGCAGACCUCUGCAAGGGGAAAAAAGAGAGAAGGCGGAAAAGCACACUCAUUACAAGCAAAAAAAAGGGAAAGAUUGGAAAAAAAGAGUGUUAGAACAGAGAAGGGUUGUCGCCGAACGGAGACGGCAUCUACGUCGCGAGGAUACGUGUAGCCGAACGGUUCGUGUCCGGUGGGAGCGAGAUUCCCCGAGGACACGGUGAGUAGCGCAUCCUUUCUUAUAGCCAUUUCAUUACGGAGGCUCUUAGCAAGAAAUCCACGGCAUCCGGUCCUCGGUCCGUACGGGAAUUGAGCUUAUACCUCUACAUUUCCUGCCGGAAAGCAUAACGCGCAGAGAAAAACAACGAAAACAACAGAUAGCUGCUCAUUCUUUGCCUAAUGAGUAUUUGUAGCCGAGGUAUGACUGCAAGCGGUUUAGCGUUUCGAAGCUUCUCUUUUUUAUCCGCGCGAGACGUUUUCACGGAGCUUUUAGGCCGGAAAUGGCUACUGCUUCUUGCAAUAUUGUAUUAGCUUAAGCCUCGCGGUGUCUAUGCGGCACGCGCCGCGCUUACGCGUGAGUCCAGGCGUUUUCGCGCGAGGCGAACUCGAGACGUGCACGCGAGCCGAGACCAAGGCACCGAAGAGCACGCGUGCAUCUCACGCUAAGUCGAGAAGGGGUCUAGAGGUGGGGACGGCGGAGCAGUUCUCCGUGCCGUGAAGUCCUUGCGGAAAUCAAAUGCCAAAUAUACACGGAAAAGGUCUUAACCCCAGUCAUACACAGUAAAUGAGUGCGGCGAUCUGCAGACUAAGAUUACCUGCACGCUUCCAUGGCAACAGGGAGACGGUCGCCGUGGCGACGUGCACUUGUCACGCGCUCUUUCGGCACCUCCGUAUGGUAGAGCAGCGCCCUCAAAAUGCAUGCGGUCGUGUUGGCUUGGGCUGUUUCGUUAGCGUGAAAUGACGAGGGGUUGUCUGUGCAUGAAUUAGUUACCCGAGAAAUGUGAGUUUCUUUUUCAACCGACAAACAGUAAAAGAAAAAAGAAAAAAAAAAAAAAGCUAGCACGAUGUAAAUGGCUUCCACAGACAUGAAGUAGUGUUUUCAUCCUGCCAUUUCGGUGACCGCUGGUGGAACUCCUUUUUGUGACGUAUACCUAACUGCCUAAAGAAAAAGCACAUGUGAUAGAUAGAGCAACAACCUUUUUUUUUUUUUUUUUUUUUCCU
Messenger RNA from Scleropages formosus (Asian bonytongue), 2614 nucleotides. It is a transcript of the gene ark2ca, whose product is annotated as arkadia (RNF111) C-terminal like ring finger ubiquitin ligase 2Ca. Gene Ontology annotation, cellular component: nucleus. Bases 308 to 1510 code for a protein of 400 amino acids. Gene Ontology annotation, molecular function: ubiquitin protein ligase activity; zinc ion binding. The transcript has 7 exons. The record is from RefSeq and is a predicted model, not a curated record. Lineage: Eukaryota; Metazoa; Chordata; Actinopteri; Osteoglossiformes; Osteoglossidae.